This is a messenger RNA of Pocillopora verrucosa, 3230 nucleotides long. NCBI's taxonomy places the organism in Eukaryota, Metazoa, Cnidaria, Anthozoa, Scleractinia, Pocilloporidae. The record is from RefSeq and is a predicted model, not a curated record.
AUCAAAGAUAUAUCAAGAAUUGAAACAUCUGGAAUUAAACACCUCUUUGAGCUGUUGUUGUCUAACAAUGAAAUCGAUUGUCUUCCACCAAACAUAUUUCAAAACAUUUCCAUAGUGGGAUCCAUUGACUUGUCAUUCAACAAAUUGCGGUCCAUACCAGAUGGCUUAUUCAAUAAGCUUGGAAAAUUACAAAUUCUGAUGAUUAGCUUCAACAACAUCUCCAACAUAAACAAUCACACUUUUGAAGGACUUUCAAGCUUGGAGACGCUGAUGCUGAUAAAGAACAAACUGACUUUUAUUUCCAACGAUGUUUUUGAUGAAACUGCUUUGCAAUCAGUUUUUCUUCACAGUAAUGCCAUCAAAACGAUUGGAAGUGAAUCCUUCAGCAGACUUAAACUGAAACAACUUACUAUCUUUGAUAAUCCUCUACACUCGUUACCAGAUGGAAUGUUCGACAAAAUGGACACCGAAACCAAAGUAUCAUUGACAUGUAAAAACCUUCUUCAGCUUCCGAAAGGACAGUAUCAGUCAGUAAUUGACUGUGCCCCCUCCACUACAUUCAAUAUACUUUUGACCGGAGAACAAUCUAGCUACAGUGAUGGCCUAGAAAGUUCAGGCUUUGAGUGCCAUUCCUGUGGGCCUCAUCCCAGUGGCUCCCGAUGUCGUAACUGCUCUCUUUGUCAAGUUGGUUAUUUCAUGCACGCCAAACAGAUGUGUGUCAAGUGUCCUGCAGGUGGUUUUUAUCAGGAUGAAAUGGGACAAGUUGAUUGCAAAAGAUGCAGCAUUGGUACAUUUGUGUCUGAAACGCGACAUCCUGGGACAAGUCCUGCGGACUGUGUGGCAUGUCCAUACGGUACUCUCUCCAACGAGACUGCGGAAUAUCGAGCAUGCAGAUGCCUUCAAAACUUUUAUCGGUUGGAUCGUUUUGGUCCGUGCUCAGCAUGUCCACCACACGGUUUUGUUUGUGAGAAUGAUACAGCAAUACUUGCUCCUAACUUCUUCUGGAAAUGGUCAAAUCAGUCUGAAAAAGGAUUCUUUAAAGGUUUUGUUAAUAACAUCCACUCUUCUAAACAAGACUACGACAAGUUAUAUUCUACGUUUAAUACUUUACUUCCAAACCCACUCAAAUGUCCUUAUGCCAGGUCUUGCGAGGGUGGAAUCGACUCCAAAUGCCAUCAUGGAUAUAAAGGAGUUCUGUGUGCAACCUGCUCUAACGGCUUUUAUUUCCGAUUUCACGCUUGCUUGAAAUGUCCUCGGUUAACUAUAACAGUUACUUCGUCCAUCUUGGUAAUUGCUCUUUUUGUUGCUGUGUUUCUAAUGGUUCUUUGGGGUGACUCCAAACGUGCAGAGAAUAACCGGACGGUUGCAGAUGUCGUCAUGUCGUGCUUUAAGAUUGUGAUUGGUUUUUACCAAGUCAUUGCUGGAAUUUUCUCGGCAUUAGCGAAAGUCCAGUGGCCAGUCAUUUUGAUCUCAACGGAGAAGGUUCUAAAAGUGUUUGAAGGGAACAUCUUGCAGUUUGCGCCACUAAGCUGCAUUCAUUCUUCCCUGCGUCUCGAUGAGCUCGGAAAGUUCACAGUGAUCGUUGCUUUAAAUGUCCUACUUGUCGGCUUGAUUUUCCUUUAUCUUUUCGUUAAAAGACGCUACAUUAUAAAUAAAACUGACAGUACCGAAAGCCAAAAAAUGAGGGAAAUUAAGAGUUUGAAGAAAUCUUGCUAUCGGAACAUUUUCCUAUUGUUGUUAACGACCUACCCCACGACGAGCAAGUCGAUUAUUCAAAUUCUACCUCUUCCCGGUGCGUGUGUAGAAACGUGUUUCUCAAAAGAAAAGCUCGACUGUAUCUUCCUUCUGAGAGCUGACUACUCUAUCCAGUGUUUCACUCCUCGCCACAGCUUGUAUUGGCUCAUGGCCUCUAUUCUGGCAUUAUAUCCCGUAGGAUUUCCACUUUUGGCUUUGUUUCUCACUUACAAAUAUCGGGAGUCCCAUGAAAACGAAACAGUUUCUUUUGGGCUCAGAGUGUUCUUUGAAAACUACAAGAAGAAAUUUUGGUUUUGGGAGAUCAUAGAGAUGUACCGCAAACUGAUAUUGAUCUCAUUGAUUUUCCUAUUUGGAUCUAAAAGCCUUCCUCAAAUCGGUCUCACAGUUCUGACAGUCAGCGUCUUUGGAGUGCUCUACACCCUAUUCCGACCAAUCAAGGACAAGUUUGAAGACCGCUUACAAACAUUUGUUCUUUGGAUAAUUUUCUUUGACGUUUGUCUUGGUGCAGUUUACACAAACUGGGAUGAGAGUCAAGGAGAGGACAAGAACGACUCCAUCUUUGUAAAUGCCCUGUUCGUGGUCCUUAACGCCUCUGUAUUGUUAUUUGCCAUUGGAAAGGGAAUAUCACAUGUGAAGUUAUUUCGCAAGUAUUUUUCCUUCUGCCCGAUGAGAUGUUUCAAUUUCCUUCGCCAAGGACUGGCGCCUCUUAAGAAUAAGGCGGUCACCACAACACCUGAAGAAUCAUUCUUGAUCUAGGAUGGCACCCAAGAGCCUCGCCGAUAUAUUCUAUCUAUACCGUUAUAACAUAUCUCGAAAAAAAAAACAACAACAAGAACAACAAGAACAAGAACAACACCAACAACAGAAACAUAGUUGAGGGGGUUUACCUUAGACGGCUUGAUUACUUCGUUCAUGUUAGCUCUCAUGAUCAAGCCUUAACACCUCCCCUCCCCUCGGCAACUCAACGGCUUUUGACUGUCGUCCGUGCCCUAGGGGUGUGGAGUUUGAACCUUGCCUGGCUGGGUGGGAAUUUGAAACGGAAGUGUUUAGUAUUUCCAUCGAAAUACAAGCGUGUAUUUCUUUAAAUAUCGAGGUGCUUAAAUCUUGAGAAUUAACUUUCGCGAGUGAAACUGGAUGAGAAGAAAAGGUGUGCGAUCUUAAGGUAUUAAAGCUCAGUCAAUGUGCAGAUAGUCACAGUCGCCGAUCUUGCCUUUUACCAAAAAAAAAAAUUGAUCAUUAAAUCCGGCACUUGGUUAGGGCAUUUGAACACAAUUUAGCCUGACCCGGCAUACGGGAAUUUGAACAAAUCAGUCAUUAAAAGUUCAAAUGACUGGGGUUUGCCCUUGGUGAAUGUUGAAGCUUCAUUACAUACACCGAACUGCCAAUUGGUUAGCCUUCGUAAUUACUGAGCUAGGUUUAAAAAGAAAACACUUGUGUUCUCGCAAGGAGGCCACUCGAUGGAGGGUCCCAAUGGG